Molecule: messenger RNA, 1052 nt
Organism: Sinocyclocheilus grahami
Lineage: Eukaryota; Metazoa; Chordata; Actinopteri; Cypriniformes; Cyprinidae
Product: insulin-like growth factor 1 receptor
Exons: 2
Coding region: 331-1041 (236 amino acids)
Source: RefSeq, a predicted model, not a curated record
GUUGAAUCCGCCUCAUGGUGAGGGCAAAGCGGGCUGGGUCUGCUGGAUAAUCUCACUGGGGUGUCUGGAGGGUCAUUUAUCCCAGCAAAAACACCACGAAGAUGGACGAAAUUUGUUUUGUUUGAUUAUUUCCAGCUGCUGUGUAUCUGUUUUUUUGUUUUCACCCCCUCCAUAUGGAGACACCAAGCUGGAAAAACCAACUUUGAUGAUAUUUUUUGUACUGACAAAAAGCAUCAUCCACUUUGAAGGGUUGAGCUGUCUCCCCUGCUUUGUUAUAUUUUUAAUUACUUUAUUUUUUAAAACAAGUGUUUGCCUUGUUUUUGUACCGGAAUGAGGUCUAGCAGACAGAGGCGAUAUUGGACCUUGUUUUGUGGUCUGGUCCUGGUCCUCUCUACCCUUUGUCAUGGAGAAAUCUGUGGUCCAGGCAUUGACAUUGGUAAUGACAUCAGUAAUUUCAAGCGGCUGGAGAACUGUACGGUGGUUGAGGGACACCUGCAGAUCCUCCUCAUUGGAAGCAAAAACAAUAACAACCAGGAGGUUUUCCGCACCCUCAGUUUCCCCAAACUGACCAUGAUUACGGAUUACCUUCUCCUCUUCCGCGUAUCUGGGCUGGAUAGCCUCAGCACCCUCUUUCCAAACCUCGCCGUGAUCCGGGGCCGUAACUUGUUCUACAACUACGCCCUGGUCAUAUUUGAGUUAACCAGCCUGAAGGACAUCGGCCUUUACAACCUGCGGAACAUCACGAGGGGCGCGAUACGAAUCGAGAAGAAUCCCGAGCUCUGCUACCUGGAUUCUGUGGACUGGUCUCUCAUUAUGGAUGCUGAAAUUAACAAUUUCAUUGAUGGAAAUAAGCAGUCCAAGGAGUGCGGCGAUGUUUGCCCGGGAAUCAUGGAGGACAACCCUCUGUGUGUCAAGACAAACUUCAACAGCAAUGACAAUUACAGAUGCUGGACCUCCAACCAUUGCCAGAAAGGUAAGUUACUUGGGUGUUUUAGUGUUUGCCUGGUUCGUAGGCAAGGUUUUGCAGCUGUUGAGAGCUGAUCGACUUUUUA